AUGGCAUUUAUAUGGAAUGAAAAAAGUAAUUUUAUUCUUAUACAUUUCGUUACUCUUCAUCAACAACAAUCAUCAACAUCAGAUAUUAAUUGGUCAUCGAUUGUAAAGGAUAUUAGUCUAGAAAUUUCUUCAACUCCAACUUUAUUAAAAAACCAAUAUGAACAUUUACUAGAAACUCUCUAUUCAGAAAAAGAUCCAAAAUCUCUUUAUUCAACAUUAAAACAUACUUGUUUACAUUCAUUAUGUCAAAAAAUAGAAGAUAAUUUACACUCAACACUUGAGGCUGUCUAUGAAUUAAUAAGACAUGCACGCUCGAAACGAAUUACUGCUGAGGAUAUUGAACAACUGCUUAAAGAAUGGAAUUUUGAUUCUUCAUCUGAUGAUCAGAAAAAAAAUAAGGAUCGUCUUUUAAAUAUAUUAAAUCGUCUUCGUCGUUAUAUUCAAACUCUUCCGAACAAUGAUUCUCAAUCAAUUCAUCAUAAUCUAUCAACAUGUUCAAAUACGAAUGAACAAUCGAUUAUUCAAGAAGAUAUACAAGAUGAAGAUUUAGAACCAGUAUCAGAUAAUGAUGAUGAUAUUUCGUUGACAUAUGUUUCUAAAACUAAACAAAUUCAAUUGAUAAAUAUCAAUAAUGAUCGAAUUGUAAUAAAUAAAAUUGAACGAGAAAAAUCUUCUACAACUCGUCGUCGUAGUCAAUCAUUAACAUUAUUUGAUGGAAACAAAGAUAAUAAAGUAAAUAUUGGAGUAGAAUGGUUUGUACCAAAAUUAAAACGUCAACAGAGAUCUUCAUCUUUACAUGCUCGAUGUCAAUCACCAUUAUCAAUCGAUUCUUUAUUAGUACAAAAUCAAAAUAUUAAAUGCAAUAACAUACUUCUGACGACUAUGGACAAUGAUAAAUCUUCAAAUUUGAUGGGUAAUUCAAAUGUUCGACAAACACAUACACAGCCAAGUAUUUCAUGGUUGCCACGUACAAAAAAACAGAUUGUAGAAAAAGAACAUCGACAAAAAGAACCAAGAUUAUUAAUUGACAAUGAAGAAUGUGAUCAAAUAUCUUCAGAUUCUGAGCCAAUGGAGGUUCAACAUUCAUCACAUCAACAGGAACAUAGUUCAUGUAAACGACAACGCCUUUCUUGA
Rotaria sp. Silwood2 is the source of this 1134-nucleotide messenger RNA. The record is from the annotation of a GenBank genome assembly. Lineage: Eukaryota; Metazoa; Rotifera; Eurotatoria; Philodinida; Philodinidae.